This is a messenger RNA of Phytophthora infestans T30-4, 1043 nucleotides long. RefSeq lists its product as uncharacterized. The record is from RefSeq and is a predicted model, not a curated record. Lineage: Eukaryota; Oomycota; Peronosporomycetes; Peronosporales; Peronosporaceae. Gene Ontology annotation, molecular function: nucleic acid binding; zinc ion binding. The transcript has 2 exons. Bases 12 to 1043 code for a protein of 343 amino acids.
GGUAAAAAUUGAUGGAGCAAGCUUCGAGUGCCGCGGUGCAACAGCCCACGGCGUGGACACGCGGGCCAUGCACAUCUUGUCAACGCAGCUAUAAGUUUUACUGUCCCAAGUGUAAUAUUCCGCUUGGAGCACCCGAUAAUGUGACGGUUCCAGCGCUCAAAUUGCCGCUGCAGGUGCACGUGUGGUUUCAGGACAAGAUCAAGAAGAGCACAGCGCCACACGCCAAGGUGCUAGCGCCACAGGAUGUUCAGAUCGUGCCCUAUCCAGCAAAGGGUGGAGAAACGCUACCGACUUACACGCGCGAGAACGCUGUCGUGGUGUACCCAUCCUUCGAGGCUGAAACGCUCGAGCAGAUCAACGCAGAGGAGCUUCGAGAUAUCCGCACGCUUAUCUUCAUUGACUGUCCGUGGCAAAAAGCGCCCGUGAUCAUGACAGACCCAGCGAUUACCGACUUACGCCACGUGAAACUUGCUCAGCCUCCGAAAGAAAGCAAUUUCUGGCGCUACCACAAGGCAGGAGCAGGUUGCGUCUCCACGAUUGAAGCUAUUCAACUAAUGCUGGAGGAGUACACUGCAGCUGCAAAGAGGGCGGAGAUCUCAUUACCGGAGGGCUCGGAGGAUACGCAGCUGUCAGACUUGCUGUUCUUCUUUAAGCUGCAGUUCUCGCGUAUCGCUGAACAUUUUGAAACUGAAGCUGAUCCAGAAAGGAAGCCACCGAUGGACGCCGACGAGAAGGAGCGUCGUCGUUUGAUGUAUAGCCAAAAGGAUAAGGGAAAGAAGCGACGACUCGAGAACAAAUUGCAGGCUUGGGAGGCGCGCUCCAAGGCGAUUCAAGCUGGCGAACAGCCACCGGCCACAACGCAGAGCAAACGUCACCGUCGGUGCUACAACUGCAAGAAGGACGACCACCACUCGAAAGACUGUCCACAGCCAUGCCGGUACUGCAAGCAAGUUGGCCAUUUCAGCGCCAAUUGCGGCAUGAAGCAAGCUGCGUAUGAGCGCGAGAUGAAAUUCCAGCAAACACCGCGCACCAAGGCCUUGUAG